Messenger RNA from Choloepus didactylus (southern two-toed sloth), 5100 nucleotides. It is a transcript of the gene SLITRK1, whose product is annotated as SLIT and NTRK like family member 1. Gene Ontology annotation, molecular function: protein binding. The coding region runs from base 748 to 2838 and encodes 696 amino acids. Lineage: Eukaryota; Metazoa; Chordata; Mammalia; Pilosa; Megalonychidae. The record is from RefSeq and is a predicted model, not a curated record. Gene Ontology annotation, cellular component: glutamatergic synapse; postsynaptic density membrane; GABA-ergic synapse. Gene Ontology annotation, biological process: regulation of presynapse assembly; positive regulation of synapse assembly; axonogenesis. The transcript has a single exon.
CAAGAAAAGGAAAAGGAUGGACAGCCCUAAAAAGCAGCGAUUGCGGAAAUUUUCCAGCGCCAUUGGCUGGGCAGUGUGAGUCUUUCCGUCGGGGCAUGAUUUCAGCACCGGGGGGACUGGACAGCACCUCGGGGGUACUUCUGGGCUUUGGGCAGCCACGGUAGAAACUCCACCAGCAGCCUCAACCACAGAAGCCGCCGAAAACCCCGCUUUGUAUCAGAAAGGCAAGGUCAGUGCGACGCACAGCCAUGCACAGGCAGUGCGCCUCUACUACGCUGCAAACCCUCUGCUUCUUUCUCUAACAUGCCCUUGUUUCUAAUUACUUGCAUUGCUUCCUUUCUGACUAGUGAAGACCGCUAGGCGAGAUUUUCUAAGUGUGUUUUAAAUUUAUAUGUAUUAUUUAACUUAUUUUUGGUUGUUUUAAAAGGGUUGAAGGGUUGUGGGGUUUUUUCCCUACUUUUUAAUUUUUUUCAUUUAUUUAUUUAUUUUUUAUUUUUAUAUUUUUUUGCUUGCCUUGCACUACGUGCCUGGAUAGUUUGUGGAUAUAAUUAUUGACUGGCGUCUGGGCUGUUGCAGGGCGGGGGGGUUAGGGAGGAAAGAAUCCAUCCCCACCCCCCCAAAACCUUUUCUUCUCCUUCCCUGGGUUCGGACGUUGGAGCACUAAAUGAACUUGAAUUGUGUCUGUGGCGAGCAGGAUGGUCGCUGUUACUUUGUGAUGAGAUCGGGGAUGAAUUGCUCGCUUUAAACAUGCUGCUUUGGAUUCUGUUGCUGGAGACGUCUCUUUGUUUUGCCGCUGGAAACGUUACAGGGGACGUUUGCAAAGAGAAGAUCUGUUCCUGCAAUGAGAUAGAAGGGGACCUGCACGUAGACUGUGAAAAAAAGGGCUUUACAAGUCUGCAGCGUUUCACCGCCCCGACUUCGCAGUUUUACCAUCUAUUUCUGCAUGGCAAUUCCCUCACUCGACUUUUCCCUAAUGAGUUCGCUAACUUUUAUAAUGCCGUUAGUUUGCACAUGGAAAACAAUGGUUUGCAUGAAAUCGUUCCCGGGGCUUUUCUGGGGCUGCAGCUGGUGAAAAGGCUGCACAUCAACAACAACAAGAUCAAGUCUUUUCGAAAGCAGACCUUUUUGGGGCUGGACGAUCUGGAAUAUCUCCAGGCUGAUUUUAAUUUAUUGCGGGAUAUAGACCCAGGAGCCUUUCAGGACUUGAACAAGCUGGAGGUGCUCAUUUUAAAUGACAAUCUCAUUAGCACUCUACCUGCCAACGUGUUCCAGUAUGUGCCCAUCACCCACCUCGACCUCCGGGGAAACAGGCUGAAAACGUUGCCCUAUGAGGAGGUCUUGGAGCAAAUCCCUGGCAUUGCUGAGAUCCUGUUAGAAGAUAACCCCUGGGACUGCACUUGUGAUCUCCUCUCCCUGAAAGAAUGGCUCGAAAACAUUCCCAAAAAUGCCCUGAUCGGCCGAGUGGUGUGCGAAGCUCCCACCAGACUGCAGGGUAAAGACCUCAAUGAAACAACCGAACGAGACUUGUGCCCGUUGAAAAACCGAGUGGAUUCUAGUCUCCCAGCGCCCCCUGCCCAAGAAGAGACCUUCGCUCCUGGCCCCCUGCCAACACCCUUCAAGACAAAUGGACAAGAGGAUCAUGCCACCGCAGGAUCUGCUCCAAACGGAGGUACAAAGAUUCCAGGCAAUUGGCAGAUCAAAAUCAGACCCACCGCAGCGAUAGCGGCCGGCAGCGCCAGAAACAAACCCCCCGCCAGCGGCUUGCCCUGCCCUGGGGGCUGCAGCUGCGAUCACAUCCCAGGGUCGGGUUUAAAGAUGAACUGUAACAAUCGGAACGUGAGCAGCUUGGCUGAUUUGAAGCCCAAGCUCUCCAAUGUGCAGGAGCUUUUCCUGCGAGAUAACAAGAUCCACAGCAUCCGAAAAUCGCACUUUGUGGAUUACAAGAACCUCAUUCUGUUGGAUCUGGGCAACAAUAACAUCGCCGCCGUGGAGAACAACACUUUCAAGAACCUUUUGGACCUCAGGUGGCUAUACAUGGAUAGCAACUACCUGGACACCCUGUCCCGGGAGAAAUUCGCGGGACUUCAGAACCUUGAGUACCUAAACGUGGAGUACAACGCGAUCCAGCUCAUCCUCCCUGGCACCUUCAAUGCCAUGCCCAAACUGAGGAUCCUUAUUCUCAACAACAACUUGCUGAGGUCCCUACCCGUAGAUGUCUUCGCUGGGGUCUCGCUGUCUAAGCUCAGCUUGCACAACAAUUACUUCAUGUACCUCCCGGUGGCAGGUGUACUGGACCAGUUAACCUCCAUCAUCCAGAUAGACCUGCAUGGCAACCCCUGGGAGUGCUCCUGCACCAUUGUGCCUUUCAAGCAGUGGGCAGAACGCCUGGGUUCCGAAGUGCUGAUGAGCGACCUCAAGUGUGAGACGCCGGUGAACUUCUUUAGGAAGGAUUUCAUGCUCCUUUCCAAUGACGAGAUCUGCCCCCAGCUGUAUGCUAGAAUCUCGCCUACGUUAACUUCGCACAGUAAAAACAGCACCGGGUUGGCGGAGACUGGGACGCACUCCAACUCCUACCUAGACACCAGCAGGGUAUCCAUCUCCGUGCUGGUCCCUGGACUGCUGCUGGUGUUUGUCACCUCCGCCUUCACCGUGGUGGGCAUGCUCGUGUUUAUCCUGAGGAACCGAAAGCGGUCCAAGAGAAGGGAUGCCAACUCCUCUGCAUCAGAAAUUAAUUCCCUACAGACAGUCUGUGACUCUUCCUACUGGCACAAUGGGCCUUACAACGCAGAUGGGGCCCACAGGGUCUAUGACUGUGGUUCUCACUCCCUCUCAGACUAAGACCCCCAACCGGAGUGGGGGAGGGGAGCUGGAAGACGAGCCCCCCUCCCAGAGGUUAAAGGAGCUCUUAUCCAAGAUCAACGUGCUCCAAGGCUUGACGAACAUAAAUUAAAAAAAUAAUUAUGAACUCGAUCAACUGAGAGGGUCUGACCCGUUAACUCCCUUCUGGAAACAAAGCGCAGACUGUAGCAAGCUGGGAGAGCGCAGCCAGCUCGCUCGUUGCCCGGAGUCCCUUUUGAGAGAAAGCCCACCAGAGGCCCUGCUAGAGAAACUGACUGUGCCCUUGCUGUCAGCCGAGGGGCCCGCGGGGCUCGCUACCGCCGUUCUAUACAUAAAUACAUAUAUCCACAUCUAUAUAGAGAGAUAGAUAUCUAUUUUUCCCCCUGUGGAUUAGCCCCGUGAAUAGGGGGGCGUGAUGGCGCCCUGUUGGCUACACAGGGAUGGCAGUUGCACGAAGGCAUGAAUGUAUUGUAAAUAAAUAACUCAGACUUUUGACAAAACAGCAAGAAACAAAAGUGCUGCAUGGCUCGCAUGGAAUUCACGCGCUCCAGAGACGCUGCCCUUCCCCGCGACUGGAGAUGGCGUCUAGUUCACAGCACCCACCCUCUUAUCUGAUAAGUCCCAUCGUAUCAAACUUUCUAUAAACAAAAUACAGUAUAAUCAGAAAGUGCCAUUUCGCCAUUAUUUGUGAUCGGUAGGCAAUUCAGAUCGUACGUUUACUGUGAAAAAAAAAUGUAAAGGUUUUAUUUAAGACAUUUGCAUGGCUAAUCAUCAGUUCAUUUUAUGAGUUUAAAACGGUAGUUUGUUGAUCGAAGUUUUUAUAGGUUAUUUUGGGUUUUUUCUUCCUUUUAUUUUGGUGGUAAUGUUUUAUUUUAUUUUUGAGGGGGGGUAUUUUUCUAUACAUAUCCAAUAAUGCCUUCCAUCUGAAUGUAAAAUAAGUACUCAUGAUUUCUAUUAUAGUAUCAGUGUAAUUAUAUAUAUAUAUAUAUACAUAAAGGUUUUGAGGCAGUUAAGCAUGACCAGUUAAUGUCACUCUAGUGCUUAGGCUGCAAUCCUAUGGUAGCAAUUCUGUGCUGGUGUAAAUCUUACUUAUAAGGAGGAAAAAGAAUCGAGGAAGCACGUGAAACUUACUAAUUCUAUUCGAGGAUUUUAUAAUGGCAUAUUUUUUCAGUAUUAAAGUGAAAAUGUUUUCAACUCUGGGUCCUUACAUUUUUCCAGCUUAAUAUUUGCAACUGGUAUAUCGGAUUUGUGGUGUAAGGGACAGGGGAGGGGAGCGGUUGGGGGGGUUGGGGGGAUUCCCGGCUUUAGCUACAUUAAAGCUCUUUCUCUAAUCGCUUUGCCUUACCUGGCUCUUUACCCCUUACAUAGCUCCCCCUCCUCUUUCCCCGCCCCUACUUUAGCAGCUUUCCCCUCUCCCUGAAGUAAGGUCUUUCCCCAACUCACCCUUCCCCCCUUUUUCCUCUCCUAAUGCAGCAGUGAAUCCCUUUAUUAAUAAUACUGGAAAUCCCUCGCUGCUGCUUCUGCUGGUGCUGCACACACUGCAGAUACAUAAAGAUGUUAGUAGAGAUUUGAUUUAAUUGACUCUGCCUAGAUUGGUCUCAUUAAACACAGAGGAGAUUUCAUUGGUCAGCACUCCUCGAUGAAAGACAGCCUUAAUGACUGGCAUUUGAGAUGCUGCUGGUAUUUUGAAUUCAACAGCUGCUGAAAAUGGUAAAACUAAUUAGUGUCCACCCACCCUCCCCGCCCAAGCAACUGCAUAUUGAAAUUUGUUAAAGCAUUCAGCUUUAUGGAAAUCAAUCAUUAUCCUAAAGAAGUGUUUCUCUCCCAUCAUCCGGAUUUCUGGUUGUGGCCCAGUAAUUAACAAGAAAAGCAUCCAACUGUUUGAAUUUUAUGAGCCAAUGUAACUCCAGCCUGGAUCAUACUCCUCGGGGAUUUCUAGGCAAGUCUAUUUCAUCAGCAGUUAGGUUACAUGAGGCAAACAAAACCACACAUAUGGAAGAGUCUGCAUUCCACCACAUCUCUUCCCUUGAGGAGCAGUUAAAGGUCUGCAGACCACAGAUAAAAAAGAAGCAAGACAAAAUGUGGGGGGUGGGGGUGGAGAAGGGAUCUUAAAUCAGUUAGUGAAAGCCCAGAGCAGUUGUAAGUAGAUUUGCCUUCUAGAACUUAUAUUCUAAAGGGGAGUGAUUUCUCAGAACAAUGAUGUUCUAGAGUAUGUAUUAUUUAUUUUAACACUUUUAAAAUAAAGUCUAUUAUCAUAAACCA